Messenger RNA from Cuscuta epithymum, 1001 nucleotides. NCBI's taxonomy places the organism in Eukaryota, Viridiplantae, Streptophyta, Magnoliopsida, Solanales, Convolvulaceae. The record is from the annotation of a GenBank genome assembly.
AGAAUCGGGGGGCGUUCUCUGGGACAGUUUUUGAGGGCGAAGGAUUUGAUGAUCCCCCAGAUGCUUUGUUUCUUGCUCUCUCUUAUUUAGGCGUUGAUGACCUUCUUUCUAUGGAGCAAGUUUGCAGAUCUUUAUGCUGUGUAGUGCAAAACGAUCCGCUCAUAUGGAGAAAUAUAAAGAUAGAUCAUCCUUUGAGUGAUAAGAUUACAGAUGAAGCUUUAUUACAGUUGGCAAACAGGGCCAAGGGACAGCUUUGUUGUUCGAGUCUUGUGGAGUGUUUGAAGAUCACGGAUGGUGGUUUGAAGAAUGUUCUUGAAAGGAAUAAAAGACUGACAAAGCUAAGUGUAGCGGGAUGCAUGAAGCUUAGUAUUGAAGAACUGGUGUCUAACUUAAAAGUCUUCAACAAGCGGGACACAUGGAUAAAGUGUCUAAGAAUUGGUGGACUGUUCGGCAUAACAAACCUACACUAUGAAGACUUGAAGCUGCUUUUAGGCGUGAUGGAAAACACCACCCAACCUUCAAGUGUGCACCACAAUCCGCGAUUUUAUCAAGGGGGGCAGUUGUAUCUGUCUGUUGAUGAUGACUGGGCCAUUGACAUUGAGAUGUGCCCGAAGUGCCAGCAACUAAGGCUAGUGUAUGAUUGCCCUGCAGAGAGCUGCCAAGGGACCACCCACCAGGGCACGCAGAUGUGCAGGGCUUGCACUUUCUGCAACUCCCGGUGUAAAAGCUGUGGGUGCUGCUUGAGCAACUGUGAUUAUGAAGAGACCUUCUGUUUAGAGAAACGUUGUUUGGACUGUAUCCAGAAGUUUUUGCCCAAGCACCGGUUUUUCCACCCACAGGCGAGCUGUCAUUUCUUUCUGUGUGGCUAGAAGAUGUGUUUCCACCAUCUUGUUUUUAUUCUGGUUACUGCUCUACGUACAUGGUUGGCUGGCUUGGAGCCUUGUUAAGCAGUUGCCUUUUAUGGAUGGAAGGCCUGUAGGGUAGAAGUGAUGAAAAAAACC